AUGGGCGUCUCCGGUGUGGCUUUGGCCAGUACCGUGGCAGAGCUCUGCAGUGCUUUGGUCUUUGUGGCGCUGCUGCGGCGUCGCGGGCUGCUGGCGCCAAAGCCGGCGCUGCCAGCCAUUUCAACGAUGAAGAGCUUCAUACAGAACGGGAUUGCCGUGCAGGUGAGAUCGGUGACCACCAACUUAAUGUUCCUUCUGGCUGUACGACGUGUCACCAUGAUGGAUCCCAGUGGGGUUCAAGCAGCAGCCUACCAGGUGACGCAGCAGUUCUGGAAUUUAGCAGGUUUUAUCUCCCAAGCUCUUUCAAGUUCGGGCGCUGGACUGAUUCCGAACAAGUACUACGACCAGAAUGCAGGAGUCGACGAUGCGCGCCGGCUCGCAGAUCGACUGUAUCUGUGGGGCUGCUGCUUGGGAAUCCUCUUGUGCCUUCUUCAGCUGGCAUGUUUGCCCUUGGUGGGUAUCCUGGCACCCAUCAAGGAAGUGCAAGAGGCUGCUCGCACCCCUGCGAUCUUGGCUGCGAUACUGCAGAUCCUGAACGGCACCUGGGGCCCAAAAACUGGAGAGAGACGUCCUGCAGGUGCAGUAUUUGCGGGUGAAGGUAUCCUGGUAGGCCUCAAGGCCUACCGAUGGCUGGCGGCCAGCAGUGGCAUCGGCUGUGCGUGCAUGGUGACUUGCCUCUACCUCUUUGGCAACGAUGCCCUGACAGGGCUGUGGUUGGGGUUGUACCUCUUCAACCUCUCCCGCCUUGUGGCUUCGUUGAGUCAUCGCUUCCGCUACGGGCCCUUGGCCCAGCGCGAAGCGACGGCCAUGGAGCUCAUGCCGCCACAGCUGGCGACCCAAGUAAAGUAUGUGUUGCCGGUGCUACAUGAGCGCUGCUCUGCAAUUUUCCGGCCCGCCAAAGCACCCAAAGUGGCUUCCGAUCAACUUCAGGAGCAGCGAAAAGGCAACUAUGGAGGCGUGGAGACGAAAUGUGGCUCAGCAGAGAUGGCAGGCUACGACUUCGUGCUACCCAUCGGCUACGAACGGCCCUGGGAGCGCAGAGGUGUGGCCGAGGCCUCGGAAGCAGAUCCAUACCUCUUGCAGACCUACGAUGUCCGCUUUGGCAAUGCGCUACUGCUGGCAACGCACAACCUCUUUUUCGGAGACCGUUUCAGUGUGCUCUCUCCGAACUAUGGAGGUGCAGCCUAUCGGACCUUGAGGAAUCUCGUGGUGCCGUUACCGUUCACCCUGAAUUGCCGUGCCUGGCGCCACGCCAAAAGCUCCUUGCGGCGCUUCAGGGUGAGCUUCGCGGGGUCCCAGAAUGGUGAGACUCGGCGUUUGAUCCACCGAGCUGCUGUGAAGCUACAAGAUGCUGGCUUCACGGACCUUGCAGUUCGAUUUGUGGUGGAAGAUGAGGCUCGGGCCAAGUUGGCCAAGGAGCCUGCCUCGGUCUUGGGAGCGUGGUUCGGAGAUGAUGUGCGUUCCUUCGAUGAUUUAUUGCUGAAGAGCUACUUUUGCCUCGUGCUGCCUGGUGACGUCUCGGAUUUAGUCAUGGGCUGA
Messenger RNA from Cladocopium goreaui, 1539 nucleotides. NCBI's taxonomy places the organism in Eukaryota, Dinophyceae, Suessiales, Symbiodiniaceae. The record is from the annotation of a GenBank genome assembly.